This is a messenger RNA of Oppiella nova, 1322 nucleotides long. The record is from the annotation of a GenBank genome assembly. Lineage: Eukaryota; Metazoa; Arthropoda; Arachnida; Sarcoptiformes; Oppiidae.
CGAUUGCCAAUUGAGUGGAAAACCUCUCAUUGAAUGACAAAAAAGACUCGACUUUUAGCUGAAGAUCAGUGAAUCAAUUGUGACAUUAAAUCAGUUUCUCGUCCCAAGACACACAUCGAGACCAGUCCAAGAGCCGCGGAGACCACGUGCGGUUAGAUUUUGGUGUUGAUAGACCCGGAAGAAUGUCAGCCACGAGUCAACUCAAAGAGCUACUGAAUCUGACAUCGUUUGGUGGGAUAAUGAGCGCAUCCAAUGGGCCGCAAAUGGCCGCAAAUCAGCUGAACGACUUGAACACCACUCACACGAACAUCGCUAACAACAUGACUGUCCGGCGCCACAGUCUCGCCAACAACUGCACCAUCAAAGUGGACACCACUUCCACGGAAUGCCUGUUCGACGUGAUGGCCGUCCGGGUGGCCAUCGAGGGCCACACGUCCACCAACUCGUACUUCACGAAAGUGGAGCGAUUGGUCGACUUUAACUGGGAUUUGAGUCCGAACUGCAAUUGGCUGGCGGUGUCCAACCGGAAGCCGUUCAUCGCGUAUGUGAUCAGUCGGUUUUCGCGGCCGCAGACCUCGCGACAGCCCAAUGUGUCGGUCAGCGACUCCGCUGUGAACCAAAUGAUACGUAUAAUGAAUUACGAGACGAGGGGCCGGUGUCUGGCGAAGGGUGUCUUUCAUCAGCCAAUAGCCGACCUCUCGUUCGCCAUAAACUCGAUCUCAUCGAGUAGUCUGGAUGUGAGUAAACUGGCCGUCGCUGAUAGGGGCGGGAAUGUCUACAUCUAUAGCCUGAAGGAGGAGAGCGGCGACAUACAGGCGCACCAGAUCUUGGAGAUCGUCAACGACGGCAGUAAACACGAUUUGGUGCGACUCUCGUGGUGUCCAUACAUUCCCAGCGACGAAGACGAUCUCGUAGUGGAAGGCGAUCCCGGACUCACUCUAGCGUUGAGCUGUGAUAAUAGGGUCGAGUUGUUUGCCAUCGAUCUGCUGCAGAGUCUGUAUAAGGAGUCGGUGGUCGUCGAGGUGUCGAAACUGAAGGCCUCCAACACCGGGUAUCAGCUGAUAGAGAAGGCCCACGAGAGGCCUAUUGUCUCCCUGUCCAUCGCACAAGAGGUGACCGCCAUCUGCACGGCAGGGCUCGACGAUAAGAUCCGGUUCUAUUCCGUGGCACUCAAUCAGAAUCCACCGCCGAUUCAGUCAAAGAAGUUUCUGAAGGAAUGGAAUCUGUGUGACGAGUAUCAGUACUACGAAAGGGAUGACCACAUGAACGCCUUCUACUUCUUGGACGACUUCGAUUACCUCCUGAGCCAACCGGAGCCCAUA